Molecule: messenger RNA, 711 nt
Organism: Drosophila montana
Lineage: Eukaryota; Metazoa; Arthropoda; Insecta; Diptera; Drosophilidae
Gene: NijC
Product: Ninjurin C
Exons: 3
Coding region: 189-605 (138 amino acids)
Biological process (GO): cell adhesion; tissue regeneration
Cellular component (GO): membrane
Source: RefSeq, a predicted model, not a curated record
AAUGAUUUCAGUUGGUUUUCGGUUGUUUAUUCGUUCGGUUGUGUCUCGGGCAACUAUCUCCAUGGCAACGGCUAUACAAGUUUCUGUUCGAGCUGCAAAUUUUCGUCACGGACUGUAAAAACACAACUGAAUUGAAUAUUUUGACAUUCGCAAACGCAUCGACGUGGAACCGCAUAUAAAACUUAACAAUGGCUCAACUGGAGGGGAGAGUCAUCGAAACGGAGAUGAAAGCCAUGGAUGCCAAUCGCUAUGCGACCAAAAAAACUAUAGCCCAGGGCAUGCUGGAUAUAGCUUUGCUGACGGCAAACGCAUCUCAGUUGAAAUAUAUACUUCAGGUCGGGGAACAGCAUCAAUUCUACAAGCUAAUGCUUAUACUUAUUAGCUUGUCAAUUGUUAUGCAGCUAUUGGUCGGAAUUAUGUUUGUGGCCAUCGGCAGUCUGAAUAUUAACAAGCAGCAAGACCAGACGGCAGCAAUAAUAUUGAACGAUGUCAUAUUGGUGGUCAUCUUUGUAAUAUCAGUUGUGAAUGUUAUAAUAUCUGGUUUCGGCAUCGAGUAUUCGUCACAGCCUCUUAGGCUCAUCGAUCAGCAUGCUAAAGUACCGUAGUUAUAGUACAAAGUAGACUUAAAAAUUAAGAUGAUUAGUAAUUUGUAAAACAGCAUUAAUCAUAUUUUGUAAGAUUUCUAACAAAUAAAAACGGUAUAUAAAUAUC